Messenger RNA from Kuraishia capsulata CBS 1993, 1443 nucleotides. RefSeq lists its product as uncharacterized. NCBI's taxonomy places the organism in Eukaryota, Fungi, Ascomycota, Pichiomycetes, Pichiales, Pichiaceae. Gene Ontology annotation, biological process: mitochondrial electron transport, NADH to ubiquinone. The transcript has a single exon. The coding region runs from base 1 to 1443 and encodes 480 amino acids. The record is from RefSeq and is a predicted model, not a curated record. Gene Ontology annotation, molecular function: NAD binding; quinone binding; NADH dehydrogenase (ubiquinone) activity.
AUGUUGGCUAAUCGGUUAUUGGUGAAAACUGUUCGCAGUCUACCAAAGACCACCCCGAGGUUCUUUUCCACCUUGAACCCUCUGAGAGCUGCGCAAACACAAGAGGACAAUGACUUCUACUCCAUAAGAAAGAAUGGAACUAAUGAGCUGCGUCCAGUUCCACUCGAGUUGGAGUCUGCUUUGGGCUCGUAUGAGGAGUUCGCUAAAGAGGCUCACGAAUACGAGACCUGGAACCUGGCCAACGCGGAUUCCGCAGACUUCCCAACCAGAAAGUCCAAGAUUAGACAUUUCACCCUGAAUUUCGGUCCCCAGCAUCCAGCUGCCCACGGAGUCUUGAGAUUGAUUCUUGAGUUGCACGGUGAAGAAAUCAUCAGGUCUGACCCCCAUGUUGGACUCUUGCACAGAGGUACCGAGAAGUUGAUCGAGUCCAAGACCUACAUGCAAGCGUUGCCCUACUUUGACCGUUUGGACUAUGUUUCCAUGAUGACCAACGAACAGGUGUUUGCACUUGCUGUGGAAAAGCUGUUGAACGUGGAAGUGCCAAUCAGAGCUCAGUACAUCAGGACCAUGUUUGGCGAAAUCACCAGAAUUUUGAACCAUCUGAUGUCUAUUCUGUCCCACGCUAUGGAUGUUGGUGCGUUGACGCCUUUCCUGUGGGGUUUCGAGGAGAGAGAGAAGUUGAUGGAGUUCUACGAGAGAGUGUCGGGCGCCAGAUUGCACAGUGCUUAUGUCAGACCAGGAGGUGUUUCCCAGGAUAUCCCAGCAGGUCUGUUGGACGACAUAUACAUGUGGGCUACUCAGUUUGGUGACAGAAUCGAUGAGACAGAAGAGCUGCUGACUGACAACAGAAUCUGGAAGCAAAGAACCAUCGACAUUGGAGUCGUCACCGCUGAGGAUGCCCUCAACUACGGUCUUUCAGGUGUCAUGCUCAGAGGCUCUGGAAUUCCUUUUGACGUCAGAAAGUCACAGCCAUACGAUGCCUAUGACAAGGUGGAGUUUGACCUGGCCGUUGGAACCAACGGUGACUGUUACGACAGAUAUCUUAUCAGAAUGGCCGAGUUCAGACAAUCGCUGAGAAUCAUCGAGCAAUGUAUCAACGACAUGCCACCUGGACCAAUCAAGGUUGAAGAUUUCAAGGUUGCCCCUCCUGCCAAGUCGCUGAUGAAGGAGGAUAUGGAGGCCCUCAUUCACCACUUCUUGUUGUUCACCAAGGGUUACUCCGUCCCCCAGGGUGAGACCUACACUGCUAUCGAGGCCCCCAAGGGUGAGAUGGGUGUCUACGUCGUGAGUGACGGUAGCGAAAGACCAUACAGAUGUAAGAUCCGCGCUCCUGGUUUUGCCCAUUUGGCUGCGUUCGAUCACAUUUCCAGAGGCCAUUUGCUGCCGGAUGCAGUUGCCAUUAUCGGUACUAUGGAUCUGGUGUUUGGUGAGGUGGACCGUUAA